Molecule: messenger RNA, 3479 nt
Organism: Nelumbo nucifera (sacred lotus)
Lineage: Eukaryota; Viridiplantae; Streptophyta; Magnoliopsida; Proteales; Nelumbonaceae
Product: transcription factor GTE10-like
Molecular function (GO): protein binding
Source: RefSeq, a predicted model, not a curated record
UUUCGUUUUCCAUCCGAGGUGUAUUGGGUAUCUACUUCUCUCUGGCAGGAGAAGAAUACGAAGAAGGGUUGUUCUUUCGCAUAGAGCGGCUUUACUCAAGAUCCAGGUUCUGUAUUGGAUUCAUGAAGCAUUCUUAGGGUUUCUUCUAUUAUUUCCCCCUCUCCAGCUUCUCUCGAGCGUCGAUAUAUUCUCUCUCUUUUGAUCUAGGGUUUAUGCUUGAGAUAGGGUUGGGGGGAUUGCGGUAUUCGUUUCCGAGAUUUCGUGGCGUCUUUCAUUAUCUUCUUAUUUACACUCGCCUUAGCAAAGAGUUCGUGAUUUGUGACGAGGAGGAGGGGUUUCCGGUGUGUUGAAGACAGAAGAAUCGCGGGUUUUGAUGCGCAAACCUGGGUUUUCUAGGGCCUGCGGGGAUAAAUCUUACUCCCGCGGUUGACAUGUGCAGAUUUAAGGGGUUAGUCUUAUGGCACCGACAGUUCUUGUAGAGUACACUGGGCAGAAAGAGUCGAAGAAAUACUCACGGAAAGUUUCGGUUGCAAUGAUGGGGAGGACGCAGAGGUCCUCAAAAGGAUACUCUUCUGGUUUCGUACCGGAUUAUCGUCAUGCUGCUGAAACAAUCGGUGAGUCCGAAGGGCUUGGUAGUUCAGGUCGGGUGAACACGGAGAUGACAGCUUCAGAGGAUUCUUGUGCUCCCAAGAGAAAAUGCAUUAGUCUGAAUGUUGAUAGGUGUGAUGGUUUUGCCGUCCCCAUACAGGUCCUGUCAGUAUCAAAGAUGUCACGCUCAGAAAGGAAGGAAUUGGUACUGAGACUCAGGACGGAGCUUGAACAGGUUAGGGUUCUUCAAAAGAAGAUUGCCGUGCGGUGCACAAAUGGUGUUGUUGCUGUCUCAUCUACCAGUGACAUUCGCAGUGGCAGUAAUGGGCAAAAGAGGCCUACACACGAGAAUUUACGGAAGUCUUUAGAAUUAUCUUCUGGGCAGGGUAAGAAACGGGUUCCUCCUGGUCGGAAUGGGCCCAACUUGAAGCGAGGUCUUUCAGGAAGGUUUGAAUCUGUGAAGCAGAUACCCCCAUCAAGCACAACAGAUGCAAUGUUAAUGAAACAGUGUGAGGCACUUUUGAAACGUUUAAUGAGUCAUAAUUAUGCAUGGGUCUUCAAUACUCCUGUUGAUGCAGUUAAAUUGAACAUUCCUGAUUACUUUACUGUCAUCAAGCAUCCGAUGGAUUUAGGCACGAUUAAGAGCAAGCUCCAUUCUGGUGCAUACUCAAGUCCAAUGGGUUUCGCUGCUGAUGUGAGGCUUACUUUUUCCAAUGCGAUGACUUAUAAUCCCCCUGGGAAUGAUGUUCACGCUAUGGCUGAUGCUCUCAGUAAAUACUUCGAAAUGAGGUGGAAACCUAUUGAGAAGAAACUUCAGGUAAAUGAUCCACAGCCAAUUCCUGCCAAAUUGAGCAUUCCUAGAGAAGAUGAUGGUAAACCAAUGCCACCAUCUAAAAAAAGGAAAAUCUUUUCAACAAAUCAUAAGGUUAAGCCAGAGUCAGUUAAGUGGAUCAUGACAGAUGAAGAGAAGCAUAAAUUGAGCAAAGAAUUGGAAUCUUUGCUAGGAGAUAUUCCGGAAAAUAUUGUUGAUUUCCUGAGAGGACAUAGUUUUAAUUCAUCUCAGACGGGAGAGGAUGAGAUUGAGGUUGAUAUUGAUGCUCUGAGUGAUGAAACAUUGUACACAUUACGAAAGCUUUUAGAUGAUCACUUGCGGGAGAAACAAAUGAACCAGGCAAAAGUCGAACCAUGUGAAAUGGAGAUUUUGAAUGAGUCUGGACUUAGCAAUUCGUCAAUGCAGCCUUGCAAAGGCAAUGAACCUGCUGAUGAGGAUGUAGAUAUUGGUGGGAAUGAUCCACCAGUCUCGAGCUACCCUUCAAUCGAGAUAGAAAAGGAUACAACACACAGAAACAGUAAAUGCAGUAGUUCUAGUAGCUCCAGCAGUGAUUCUGGUUCUUCAUCUAGUGAUUCGGAUUCAGCCAGUUCUUCCGGCAGUGAGUCAGAGGGUGCUAAAGCUACAUCUCCAAUGAAUACAACCAAGAAACUGGAAACUUUAGGUUCUGGGAUGGAGCUAGAACAAAAGAGAAGCAAUCCUAUUGAUUCACAUGAUGGAAAUCAAUCUGUCAGUGGAUUAGAUCAACUUGAACAAAAUGCCCCAGCUAAACCAGUUUCUGUUGAGACAAAUGAGCACCAUGAGGGGGACAGUGUUGCAUCCGAGAGACACGUCUCCCCUGAAAAGUUGUAUCGGGCAGCUUUGCUGAGAAGCCGUUUUGCUGAUACUAUCCUCAAAGCUCGAGAAAAGGCACUUGAUCAGGGUGAAAAAGGGGAUCCUGAGAAACUGCGACGUGAGAGGGAGGAACUCGAAAAGCAGCAAAGAGAAGAGAAAGCUAGGUUGCAAGCUGAAGCAAAGGCUGCUGAAGAUGCUCGAAGGCAAGCUGAAGCAGAAGCUGCAGCUGAAGCGAAACGAAAGAGGGAGCUUGAGAGAGAGGCGGCACGUCAGGCACUGCAGAAGAUGGAGAAGACGGUUGAGAUAAAUGAAAAUUGCCACUUCCUAGAAGACUUAGAAAUGCUUAGGGCAGCACCUGCUGAGCAUUUGCCAAGUUCUGUAGAUGAAACAAGUCCAGAUCACUCUCAAGAUGGUAUGGGUGGUUUCAAAUUCCGGGGUAGUAGUAACCCCUUGGAACAACUUGGAUUGUACAUGAAAAUGGAUGAUGAGGAGGAGGAAGAUGUUGAACCAAGCAGUGUACCGGACCCAGUAAAUGAUGUAGAGGAAGGAGAAAUAGAUUGAUUGAUUGGAUCUAUUUUAAUUCUUGCCUGCAUAUAAAAAAUAUAUAAUUAUAAAUAUUCUUGCACUAACCAAACCAAAGGGCUUGGUCCCAACAGCUUGGUAAGUAACAUCGGCGGGGCACUCGAGUUCUCUUUUUUUUUUUAGCAACGAGGCACAAGAAUAUCUCUUCCGACUCUCUGAUCAGAUCAGCCAAGUGAUGAUACGCAUGGACUCUUGGGGUGCAGACUGGAGACUGGAGAUGCAUCAUACAUCUACUCUAUUUGGGUUUGUGGCUUGAUUUUGGCUUUUUGACUUGCGCGGAGUGGCCUGUAUGUUAUUUCUGCACUUUCUGAAGAGUGUUUGUAUUUUGGGUUCCAAAAGCCAAAAGGGUAAGUAGCCAAUGAUGUCCAAGUCCAAGUACGUCGUGUUAAGCUUGUGUUUAUUUGCUGUAAAUAGGAUACAUACACUUGCAUCCUGGCAUGGGGGUAGUAGGUGGCAUCGAUGUUCAAGAGUGAGAAAGAGGGAAGCUUGUUGCAUCUCACGGGGGUUGUGUUCAUGCCGUAAUGGACCGAAUGGGCUAAUGGUCUUGACUCCUAAACUGUACAAAAGAUAAAAUCUGAAGAUACAUGACAUUUCUUUUCAUUCUUAAAAUCAGAUAUUCAGAUGGUCUCCUGAGCCUCUCACUAUC